AGACUUGUCGUUAUGGCUUGAUAAAUUUCUCCAGCCCAGUUCCUCAUCAACUGUUGUGUGAAUCGUGCAAAAAUGUUUAAAAUAUUCGCGUUGUUUUUGAUGUGUUCGAUCGUAAAUGCUGACUUACUGCUACAACAAAGGCGGAAGGGAGCCACAUUGAAACCUUUGUCAGCCUGCUGUGAUAUUCCGGAGUUAGGAGACUCUAAGCAUUUAGCUGAAUGCUCAAAUCCUAAACUGCCUGGACCAUGCAACGACGUCCAAUGCGUCUUUGAAAAGUCAGGCUUCCUCAUCGAUAAAAACACUCUCAACAAAGAAGCGUACCGCGCUCAUCUGAAGAAAUGGUCGGAGGCACACAGCGGCUGGUCGCAAGCCGUCGACCGAGCUAUAGCCGACUGCGUGGACAAGGACUUAAGGCAGUAUCUUGACUACUCCUGUAAGGCGUAUGACGUCUUCACUUGCACUGGCAUCGCUAUGUUGAAGAAAUGUCCGGAAUCAGCUUGGAAAUGCUAAACAAAGACACAUUCCUAGAUAAGAGUAUUUGUCAACAUCAACAGUAGGUAGUCAAAAUGUCCGUCGAAAUUAUUUAAAAUUCUAAAUUAAUAAAUCUAAAUAUUCUU
This is a messenger RNA of Cydia fagiglandana, 617 nucleotides long. RefSeq lists its product as uncharacterized. Gene Ontology annotation, molecular function: odorant binding. The record is from RefSeq and is a predicted model, not a curated record. NCBI's taxonomy places the organism in Eukaryota, Metazoa, Arthropoda, Insecta, Lepidoptera, Tortricidae. The coding region runs from base 73 to 510 and encodes 145 amino acids. The transcript has 5 exons.